Messenger RNA from Colossoma macropomum (tambaqui), 8985 nucleotides. RefSeq names its product RNA binding protein fox-1 homolog 3-like. Gene Ontology annotation, molecular function: mRNA binding. NCBI's taxonomy places the organism in Eukaryota, Metazoa, Chordata, Actinopteri, Characiformes, Serrasalmidae. The transcript is spliced from 12 exons. Gene Ontology annotation, cellular component: nucleus; cytoplasm. Gene Ontology annotation, biological process: regulation of alternative mRNA splicing, via spliceosome; nervous system development. The record is from RefSeq and is a predicted model, not a curated record. Bases 739 to 1797 code for a protein of 352 amino acids.
GAAUAUUAACCCCUCCCGAUCUGUAUUAAAGCCCCACCCCUCAACACUAACCUGUCCUGGUCUGUUUUAAAGCCCCUCCUCUUUCACAGCCUAUCCUGAGUUUACAGUGUGAAGCAGAAAAAACAAAUGGCACAUUUUAGAUGAAUUAACUGAUCAUUAUUCGCUGACACUAAGUGUGUGGAGAAAGACUGGUAGUGGGAACAAACGACACACAGCCUGAGAGAAAAACAGACUGUAUAACACAGAUAGUCUGUUACUCUCACCUCAGUCUUUCUGACCUAUAAUGAGGGCAGUGAUGGAGACACAAACUCAACAGCUCAGAGGACAGAGAGCAGGAGGAGGAGAAGGAGAGAGAGAAAAAGGAGGGGAGAGGAGGGUCAUGGUGAAGGAGGAGGAGUGUAUGUUUAGAGUCUCUGGGCUGCUAGGCUCGUUUCACUCACACUGCAGAAAUAAAGAGACAAACGGAUCAACCAAUAAAACAAGUAAAGCACUUUCAAACACACUUAAUGCACCCAAAUCACUGAAUGUACGUAAAAGAGCGAAUAUUGCGAGGAUCCAGCGCAGUUUUCAGCUGCAGCAGCAGCAAAGGGGGAAUGGAGCUAAUUAGCCGGAGACAAGCGGACUGCCUUUAUUCUCCGAUUUAAACACGUCCACACAGCGGGAUUACAGCAUGGGAUUUUACUGUUUUACCGCUGGGAGAGGCUAACGCAGACGGUUCAACCGUGUCCUUCAGUGUUAAUGUCGACGGACGUAGCUGCUGUAAUGCUGCCGGUUAGCCGGGGGAUGGUGGAUGUUGACCCUGCAGCUGCUGGACACACAACCAGCCCUGUUGGAGCAAUACGAGGGCUGAAGAGAGGUGACCCGGAGCCAGACACACAUAAACACACUCUUGUGCACGCACCAGCUGCUGGGGCCGAGAUGGCUGGGGCGGAGUGUAAACGGCCAAGGAUGGAUGGAGCCGGAGAAAUCGGACACGAUUCUUCAGGUGUACAAGAUGGGCAGGUAGCCCCACCCCCCUCGUUCAGCCUGACCUCCUCCCAGAACGGUGUGAGUACUGUGCCGCUGUCAGGGGUAGAGUUUGGAGCACCGGCAGGAGUGGAGCCAAGACCACCAGCCAAUGGCAGCACACCCCCCACCAGCACACCUCAGGCAGACGGCUCAUCUCAGGUUGAGGGUGGGGCUCAGUGCAGUGGGAGUGGCACAGGGGCUGAGGGGCCAGAGUCUAAAAUGACACCAAAGCGACUGCAUGUGUCUAACAUUCCUUUCCGCUUCCGGGAUCCGGACCUGCGACAGAUGUUUGGGCAAUUUGGGAAGAUCCUGGAUGUGGAGAUCAUCUUUAAUGAGAGAGGAUCCAAGGGUUUUGGGUUUGUGACGUUUGAGUCAAAUACAGAUGCAGAGAAAGCUCGAGAACGCCUCCACGGGACUAUGGUGGAGGGGAGGAAGAUCGAGGUAAAUAAUGCCACAGCCAGAGUGAUGACUAACAAGAAGAUGGUCACACCUUACUCCAACGGAGACACUCUCAGCACACUGCCCUAUGGGUGGAAGCUGAGUCCAGUAGUGGGGGCUGUCUACGGACCAGAUCUGUACACAGUGUCGUGUAUCAGGAUGGCUUCUAUGGAGCUGCAGAUUUAUAUGGGAGUUAUGCUGCUUAUCGCUAUGCACAGCCAGCUGCGGUUACCGGGGCAACAGCAGCUGCAGCAGCAGCUGCCUACAGUGACAGUUAUGGGCGAGUUUACGCUGCAGACCCGUACCACACACUCGCACCUGCUGCUGCUGCUGCUGCUGCUUAUGGAGUAGGAGCCAUGGCUGGUCUUUACAGGGGAGGGUACAGCAGGUUUGCCCCAUAUUGAUUAUCAAUUACUGAUUGACAGCCAUUCUUCCUUCUUCUUUGUCUCUGGAUCUUUAUCUGUGGUCCAUAGCACAGCUAGCCUCACUGUUACCAUGGAAACAACAUCCUGAACCAUUUCCAAAACUUGGUGGAGGAUGCCAAGCCUGAAGGCAGGGGAUAAAUUCUCAAUGUUUUAUGGGAAAGAAAGUUCUGCUGCUUCGCGUUUUCCACUACAGCUGUGCUUUGAGGAGAAAGACUAAACCUACUUUUCAUUUCACCUGUACAGAACACAUACAUACAUUACACUACAUUCAAAUAUACACUCUGAACAGCAGAGAAGGGUACAGUAUCCUUAAUGCAUGCUGCAAUAAAAAGUGUCAGUAAAAUCCAAAAAAUGAAAAGACGCAAGUAGAAAAGUAGCUAGGCAAAAACUUGAGUUAAAAGGCACCAGGUACAACUGCAAUGGAACUUUUUUAGUACAUCCAGCAUCUAUCAGCAUAGGAACUAGUCUCACAGUACCAGACAUGAUCUCGUAAAGAGAACGUAGGGGACAGCCAUGAGAAAUUAUGGGCUAAAUGUGGUAGGAAUUUAGACUUAGUUGGGUGAUAAAUUUCUAAACCCAGUCUAAACUGUUUUAGUUUAAGAUUUCCUUCCCUAGGAUAGUAAGUGCCACUGUGCGUCCUGCGGUUUGGCUGGGAGUUGUAAUUGGUUGGUAUGUUUAAUAUGAUGAUAUGUUUAGUAUGUUUAAUUAGAUAUGGCCAAGUUAAAAAAAAACUGUCUAAAUUGAGUAGAAAUACAACUUCUUGUAUUUUUCUGUGGCCUAUUUAGUGCCCCCUGAUGCCCCCAGUUUGAGAACCUAUGUUCUAAACCAAUCCAAAACCUUGUGAAAGUGCACCUCAAAGUAGGGGCCAAUGGUGCACUUUCUGACAACAAGCCUGUCGUUAACCCAUGGAUGUAACGUAAAAGUACCCCAAGAAACUCCAGUUAAUCAUGUAGAUGUAUGAUGCGUGUGUGGAGACCACAUUACAUGCAGUAAAAAUAAAUAUUACCUCUUGCAGGUAAAAACAGUUACACCUGCAUUCUGCUAGCUGGAUUGCUUUGCCUAUGUUAAUUGAUUGUACUCUAGUUGUUAAGAGCAUGGACUGGAGGAAUUUGGUGGCAGGAUUUAGAAGGGGCAUACCCCCUCCAUCAAACACCAGAUGUUCAAUAAGUUGUCCACAGAUGUGUUUGUCAUUACAAGAUCACUUCCGGCCCCAAAACUACAUAGGAAGUAAAGUUAAGUGUUAUUCCUCCCUGUUUUAGAUCCUUUUGGUCUUGUGGCCUGCUAUUUAACUGACGUCAAAAACAGAAUAGGUAAUUAGAAUAGCAGGGGGCAGAUUCAAUUCCUGGAGAUGCCACAAACAUCCAGGGCCAGUAGAGAUGAUAAUUGACCUUGCUGUCCCUCCCCCAUCAAUGAGCGCAGUGCUAACCAACAUAGGCAUCUGUUUGCUGUUAUUACAAAGCAUGUUGAGUUGUCCAAUGAUGUGUUAGCAGCAGUUUAAAAAAUGUGGUUACUGGCUUAACAUGUCUCAAAGGAAGCAUGUGCUAGCCUUCACCCACCCAUUGCACGUGCAUUGUGUGAUGGGUUGAGACCUAGCUAACUAGCCAUGAUUAAACUGGGGUAAAAACUAGGUGAAUGAAAAUAAAGAAACAAUCACAUUUUAACCAAAUGUAGACAGAUAUCUAUCUGUUGUCUUUACUCAGUUGCACGCCGUCUUCUGCAAAGUAAUUGUGCCUCCUUUAAAAAAAAAUAAAAACACAGGUAGUUCAGGUUAGUAAAUUGCUCCAGGUUGUUCAUUUGCAUAGUCACCUAUAAGCUUGAAUAUUUUAUUAUUACAAAAUUGGAAUUAUCAAUAACCUCGUCUCCCCAUUGGAAAUGCAACUUUGACCUACUUUCUGUGCUAUAUUUAGAUUAUAUGCCUUUUUAACAUGAACUGACAUAAUGAAAAACAUUUUAAUGCUUUCUUUCUUGUCUUUAAAUGGUAAAAACUAAAUCAACGUGCAUGCUAAUACUGCUCCCUACUGGAGAAACCCCGACAUCUACACAUGCUCAAAAUGAGUUCCAAAGCCAUGUGCUCUUAAAUAAUUAAAAAAUGGAGGCACUGGAAUUCAUCUAUACAUGGAAAGACUAUGGAGUAUUAUAUUUUAGUAAUGUUACAACACAUCCAAACCAUUAGGACUCUUGAGCUAUAUGGAAAAUGCUGAGAAUUUUCCUCGGAAUGUAUGUUGCACAGAGACACUGAGGAAUUUACUCACUGCUUACUUUAACGCUGAAAUAAUUUGUUGUUUUAACAGUAAAAGGGAGUUAAACAUUAUGUCUAUAUGUUAUUUAAUAUUACACUAUAUGGCCAAAAAAUUUGGACACCCCUCUUAAUCUUUGAGUUCAAGUGUUUCAGCCACAAUCAUUGCUAACAAGUGUAUAAAAUCAAGCACAUAGAAAUGCAGUCUUAACAGAUCUUAUAUAAAUGUUAUUAUUAUUGUGAAAUGGAGGCAUUUAGGAGAAACAACAGCUCAGCCAUAAAAUGGUAGACCACACAAACUUGCAGAGCUGAAGCAUGAAGCGUGUAAAAAUUGCCUGUCCUCUCUUGCAUCAUCUGCUACAGAGUUCCAAACUGCCUCUGGAAGCAAAACCAGCACAAGAACUGUGCUUCGGAAGCUUCAUAAUAUGGAUUUUCAUGGCAGAGCAGCUGCAUGCAAGCCUAAAGUCACAAUUUGCAAUGUCAGGUGUAGGCUGGAGAGAUGUAAAGCUUGCUGCCACUGGACUCUGAAACAGUGGAAAUGAAACACGCUUUCGUGUUUGGUAUGAUUCGUCUGAUGGACAAAUCUGGGUUUGGCGGAUGCCAUGAGAACACUACCUACCAGAAUGGAGGACAGUUUGUUUUUCAGGGUUUAGGCUCAGCCCUGAAGUUCCAUUAAAGGGUAAUGAUGAUACCAAGGGCACAAAUUUCCACAGACACUACAAAAUCAUGUGGAAGCCUUCCCAGAAGAGUGGAGACUGCUUUAGCCACAAAGGGGGCAACUCCAUUCUCCAUAAUGCCCAUGGGUUUUGGAACGAACAGUCCAAUAAGCUCAUAUAAGUGUGAUAGUCAGGUGUCUGCAUACUUUUGGCCAUAUAAUGUAUUUAACAGGCUGUGUAAAAUGAAAUUCGUGUCUGUCAGUUCUCUUUAACUAAAAGGCUAUUUCCCUUUAAAGCACCAUUAUCACUUUAUUUGUCAAUCAUCACCUAUAUCUGAUUACAUCACCCUAUUGCCCAGGCCAAGUCAGAUCCCCUAUUUUUUGUGUCUCAAAAGUGCCACUCCUUGAUAAUGCAUAUUCAUGUCAAGUCAGGCGUGCUAAAACCUACACUUCAGUGAUGACCUUGUGUAACUGCCCAAAAAUAUAUGCAUAUACACUACAGCAGUCUUCUGUCCAUUUAACUUGUAUAAACAUGCACACCCGCAUGGUUCUUAACCCCACUGCGUUCUUGUGAGUGUUUUUUUCCCUGAUGUUGUUUUUGCAUUUUUAUUAACCAUGUGGAUCCUCGAACCCUAAAGAGCCACCCAUGGUUGCUCCAGUAACGGAGCUUCCCAGGAUACAUUACAGACAACUGCGCAGCACAAACACAUGCAUGAAUGCCUUUGAAAUGAAUGCUUGGGAGAAACCAAAAGACUGAAUAACUAAAAAACAACAGAGAAGUUGAAUAUUAUUUUUUAAAAGAGAAAAAAAUGUUGAGGAAAUGAAACUAAUUGUGUUUAUUUUUAUUUUUUGCUCUUUGUUACCUCACGUAGCCUUUUUGCUCUGGAUAAUGUAACGUGAAUAGUAAUGGUGUAGUUAUAUAAUUCUGCCUAUUGUUACUGUUAUUGUUAUCAUUGCUUUAUAUAGUAUUAUCCACUUAAGUCUUUACUUCUUAAGUCUUUACGAUUUUAGGUAUGAAUGCUCUUUACUGUUGUUGUACCUGCACAAGCGUCUAUGUACCUUUAUUAUUCAAUUUUGUUAUCUAGACUAAAGCUUCUACACGGCCCAGUUACUUCCUUGUCACCUCCCUGACAGUCUCCAUCAGUGGUUCAGUCCAACAGAAAAUUAGAAAGAAUCGCCAUAGGCUGUGUAUGUCAGAAAUGGAGUGAAGCCUGAUGAGUGAGAGUGUUUAUAGGAAGUCACCUCUAAAAGAAUUUGUUUUGAGAUAAACUUCCAAAGUUGCAGUAUAUCACAACACUGCCAAAAUACCAACAGUCCACGGGUGAAAUUACUGCCACUUCAUGUUCAUUUGGACUGCCCCAGCAUUGUUUCCAUUUAAGGCAUGAACAUCAAAAUGGUAAAUAACGCAAUUAAAGAUAAAUGAAACAUGUACUGUUAGGAAAAGAUUACCCCACUUAACCCAGAUUUAGUCAAUCAGCCGAAAAAUGUGUUCAAAUGUUUCUUCUUUAGUUUAGCACUGGAGCUACAAGGUUAAUGUUGCUAGCAAACAAAGUCAAUAGUCACCCAAAUUUCUUCCAUGAAUACAUCCCUAAAACUUAUUUCUACCCAUUCAAACCAUAUUAGGGUCUUCAUUAAGGUCAUGCAGAUAUAUUGAUAUGAUGCAGUAUGAUUUACUGUGAACUAUAAAAAUAAACAAAAGUUCACUGUGUAGAACUGAGCAUCUUAAAAUUUCAAAGUGAAGAUACAAUAAACAGAAACCACCGAAAUUGCAUGCAUGUGCCUGUCUGAUGUGUGUGCAUGGGAAUGGGAUUCAGAUUUCGAUGAAACACCCCUACAUGGUGACGUUUUGUUCAUCUUUAUAGGUCCCAACAAGUCAUAAUGUGUCUCAAAUCACAUUAAAGACCUGGAUGUGGUUUGAGCAAGCUAAAAUAGGUUUUAUAGAUAUAUUUAUGGAAAAGAUUAAGAUAUAGAAACAAAAUUUGGACACCAAACAUGUAUUGACUGAUCAGCUACAUCUGUGGUAAGUGGAAAAUUGUAUAGAGUUGAUUUGUUGUAGACACGCAGCUUCACACCACUACUGUACAUGCAUUAAUAACAUUAGCUAGCUUGCUAAUUCUAUUUAUCAUCAUGUUUGCUCAAUACUAGCACCAGCUAGUGAUUAAUAAGUCUAGCCUAGCUAAUGUUAAGAUAAUUUGCACAGUGUCUCUCCAUGGUUGACCUGCCCAUGAUUACGUUACAACGAUCGCUGCCCUUUAACCUUGAACCAGGAAGGACCGUGAAGAAGAGACAGGUCAUCGGCAUGCUUUACAGUGACUAGGUGGAUGCACGGGAGGGUGUUGGCUUACACAGACCACGUCUGCACAGCCUUCAGCAGUGGACGAUGGAGGCACCUCAGCAGGCAGUGUUUUGUAUUUUGUAUUUGGACUCAAUGCCUUCCUUCCUUUAUACUGCCUCAGUAGGCAGCAUUUGUCCAUUUCAGACUCACCCUGUCCCUGAGCAUGUAAGGGAAGUGAUUAAAACCAUCUCUUACUGCCUUCAUCAGAACCUGUGUGAAGUAGAACUGACUUGUCAGCUCAGAGCAGUUCAGUAGUUGAGUGGCUCGCCCUGCUGGACUCCAACUGUGCUCAGCAGCUUUACUGUGGACAACAACACUUUUGCCUUCAGUCCAGCCUGUCCCGAUCUUUGACACUGACAACUAUUUUAAGCACAAAUACAGCAACAUUCUUCUGUACGGGCCACACACAUUUGGGGGAAUAUUUCAUUUAACAGGAUCUUUUAUUUAGGCAGAUAAGCCAAAGGUCCAACUGUCAGGGCUGUUUGGCGGAAGAGUAAUUCAUAUUGGACGGUUUAGACUUUCAUUACGACUGGGUCUUGCUUCCUGAAAUGCCUCUUGUUUAACUCUGUGUGUAUCUACGAAUUUACUCAGUUAUUAUUGAUAUUAUUACUAUUGCCAUUUGUUUAUUAUUGUUAUUAUUAUUAUAUUAUUUUAUUGUACUUGUUUUGGUUCCAAAGUUUCUUAAAAAGCACAUUUAGGUCACUUGUGGUGGUGUGCAUGCGUUGUUUUAUUUUUCAUGAUUGUGUUUGUUCGUUUGUUUGUUUUUACUAGUAUGCGCAAGAUUAAUCUGUGGCGUGCUGUUGGAGAGUUUGCAUGUUAACUGCAGGAGAUAUGCAUGCUGUGUUUGAGUUCAUCUGCAAAUCAGGCUGAUACCCAGAGUUAUAAUGUCUGGAGGGGACCUAAAGUAAGCUAAUCUUCUCCCUAACCUGUGAACCUUCUCUGCCAUGUAACAUCAGAAUCAGGGGCCAGUCAGAGCCGCCUGUGGAAGACUCCUCUGUAGGUAAAGUGAGCAUUAGCAAAAUGUGUGAUUUCAAUCCAGUUUUUACAGUCUGACAGAAAUAACUGUGUAUUGAAUGAUCUGUAAUUGGCAGAACUCAGGGCUUUCUCAAUAAUAGUAGUCCUGUCUGAAAUGACCUCAAGGAAUUGUAAUACCAAAACCUGGUAAUAGACACAGCCUUGUGCCCUGUUUUUAUUGUUACCGAGUGUGUCGCCUGUUGCAUAAUGCUGAUGUGUACUCUAGGGCUGUUACUUUUCAGUCCAUGCUGUCUGUGGUAAUCUGGUGAAAUUUCUGAAAAAAAAAAACAACUAAGGCCAGUUCAUGUUGAUAGCCAAGCUGUAUUUCAGUAGGGACAUAAAAAUUUGCCAGUCACAUCCCUUGCAAUCUAUGUUACACAAUCUCUCUUGGUAAAUGAAGCUCCAAAAAUUGCUUCCGAUAGUUAAGCUCUUAGAAUGAUAAGAUGAAUGGUGUAAUUAAUACGGCCUGCCUGUAUUCACCUGAUUUGCUCAUUAUUGCUCUUUUUCCCCCCAAAGACAGAGAUGUUAUGGUUGCCAUAAUGUCAGACAUUUCUAAACAGACAGUGAGAAGCCUGCUUGAAAGAGCAAUGUUUGCUUAUUCUCAGUUCUGUCUGGCGUUUUUUUUGUGUGUUGCCUUAAUUUUGCUGAGGCCUGUCCUGUGUUGAGAUGUAAAAUCUUGCGUCCUGAUUUCUUUCAGUUCCCGAUCACCAGGCUGCACUCAGAAUCUUCCAUGAUCCUUUGCUGCAGGGUGUUUUGCAGGGGAACUGACUGAGAGGAUCCAUUUUUACCCACAAUGCUUUGUUUUGUGAUGUAAACGAUAUGUGUUUUUGUCAUUUCAACUGAAUGUACAUAAACUGUUGGUUUGGUUUUUAAA